CAUAGAUCCACUUGUUCCUUUGUGCUUAUGCACUUACCUUUCUUUACCUUUAUAUUUCGGUUGUUUAACACAGGACAGGGCUUUGUCAAUCUUGAAGGUUUUCUCAAUGGUUGGGGAUUUGAUACAGUGUAUCUGUAAAUUGGCCCGUCGGCCUUGGUGUCGGUCUUUGCGUGAUCCUCAGCUGAUCGGCCCACUGCGAUCAGCCAAGCGCAUUGUGCCGAAAAGACCUUUGCGGUCAGUACUCACAGGUUUAUCUUUUUAUCUUUUUGGGUCGAAAUUCAAACUUUGAAAAUUUAUACAUACUUUUAUCGCUAGCUGAUUUACAGGCGUUUGUCAUUUGCAAAUGCUGCUAUUAAGUGUCAGAAAAACGACCGGCCUUGCGACACGGCUUCUGUUGCGAUCCGCGGUCACCCACCGCACGGCAGCGCUGUCGACAUCAUGCAUCAGGCACAAAGACAGCGACAAAAUAGAAGUUCUCGGGAGUACAUACACCACAGACAAGUGGACGAACGCGACAUCGGCGAUUCUGUCAAAGACUGGGCGCGACCUGCUGCACCAGCCAUCGCACCCACUUGCGAUCUUGAAGGAGAUGAUCUUCGCCGAGUUCCCCACAUUUGCGCACUACGACUCGCUGAGCCCAGUAGUGAACACGUACCAGAACUUUGACUCUCUGGGAUUUGCCAAGGACCACCCGGGCCGUGCAGCUUCAGAUACGUACUAUAUUAACGCAGAUACACUGCUGCGCACGCACACGUCGGCGCACCAGCUGGAGCUCUUGGCAGCUGGGAAGCAAAGCAACGCGGGGAUUUUGGCGCAGGCAAGGAAUGCGCAAGCAGCACCAGCCAACGAGCGCUUCCUCGUUGCGGCCGAUGUGUACCGCCGCGAUGAGAUCGACGCCAGCCACUACCCGGUGUUUCACCAGAUGGAAGCACUGCGCCGUGAAGCUGCCGCCUCAGCGACCGCAGCCACUACAGAGGCCCUGAAUUUGGACAUGUCGGCGGCACAGCUACUGGACACCACGCAGAUUGGCGACACUAACCCCGUGCAGCCCGAGCACACGGCCAAGGAGGUUGCAUUUGUCGCGGCCCAUAUGAAGCGCACGAUGAACAGCAUGGUAGUACACAUUCUGUCCAAAGCCUCAGCUGCUGCUGCUGCCGCAACAGAUUCCACACAGGUGAGCUCAGGCAUAGCCACGCAGUUUCCUGUGCGCUGGAUUGACGCGUUCUUCCCGUUUACCAGCCCCAGCUGGGAGAUGGAGGUGCUGUUCCGCGGUGACUGGCUCGAGAUUUGCGGCUGCGGCGUCAUGAAGCAGGCCAUUCUUGACGACGCCGGUAUGCCCGACCGCAUCGGCUGGGCCUUUGGCUUUGGGCUCGAGCGCCUGGCUAUGCUUUUGUUUGGUGUUCCCGAUAUACGCUUGUUCUGGAGUACUGACCCGCGCUUUGUCAGUCAGUUUUCCCCCGGCCAAAUCAACACAUUCAGGCCCUUCUCGCGCCAUCCGCCAUGCCCCAAAGACGUCAGCUUCUGGCUGCCUGCCGACACCGAAUUCCACGAGAACGACUUGAUGGACCUGGUGCGCGAGACUGCCGGCGACCUGGUCGAAGGCGUCAAACUGAUAGACUUGUUUACCCACCCAAAGACAAGUAAGACCAGCCGUUGCUACCGCAUCAACUACUGCUCCAUGGACCGCAACGUGAAGCAUGAGGAGAUCAACGCCAUCCAGGACAAGGUCCGCGACCGCAUCGUAUCACAACUGGGCGUGACUCUGCGCUAAGCAGUCUGAACUUUUAAUAUAUGUUUAUAAUCUCUUUUUUGACAA
Kickxella alabastrina is the source of this 1816-nucleotide messenger RNA. RefSeq lists its product as uncharacterized. The record is from RefSeq and is a predicted model, not a curated record. Gene Ontology annotation, cellular component: cytoplasm; mitochondrion. Gene Ontology annotation, molecular function: tRNA binding; ATP binding; phenylalanine-tRNA ligase activity. The coding region runs from base 344 to 1771 and encodes 475 amino acids. Lineage: Eukaryota; Fungi; Kickxellomycota; Kickxellomycetes; Kickxellales; Kickxellaceae. The transcript has 2 exons. Gene Ontology annotation, biological process: phenylalanyl-tRNA aminoacylation.